Molecule: messenger RNA, 6422 nt
Organism: Hemicordylus capensis (graceful crag lizard)
Lineage: Eukaryota; Metazoa; Chordata; Lepidosauria; Squamata; Cordylidae
Gene: UNC5D
Product: unc-5 netrin receptor D
Exons: 18
Coding region: 150-3002 (950 amino acids)
Biological process (GO): netrin-activated signaling pathway
Cellular component (GO): membrane
Molecular function (GO): netrin receptor activity; protein binding
Source: RefSeq, a predicted model, not a curated record
GCUGCUCGCCUUAGUCUGGUGCUGGGUGGCGGGCGAGGCGCUCCUGCCGCUGCGGUUGGCGGGCAUCGCGCGCCCCGCUUGGUUUCCCGGAGUAGUCGGCGGGUCGGACGGAGUUUAGCCCCCGCUCCCAGGCCUCGGGAUCGCGCGGCAUGGGGCCCGGAGGCGGUCGAAGGAGCUCGCCGCUGCCGCUCUGCUGGCUGGGGCUGCUGCUGGGACUGCGUGGCGGGGCAGGAGCUCUGCGAGGAAAUGACAAUGGCGAAGUCCUUCCAGAGUCUAUCCCAUCUGCCCCUGGGACACUGCCUCAUUUUAUGCAAGAGCCAGAUGAUGCAUACAUAAUUAAAAGCAAUCCUAUUGUGUUGCGCUGCAGAGCUGUGCCCGCCAUGCAGAUCUUCUUCAAGUGCAAUGGGGAAUGGGUCCACCAAAACGAGCAUGUCUCCGAGGAGAGCAUGGAUGAAAGUACAGGCUUGAAGGUUCGGGAGGCAUACAUCAAUGUGACAAGGCAGCAAGUGGAGGAUUUUCAUGGCCCGGAGGACUACUGGUGUCAGUGCGUUGCAUGGAGCCACCUUGGGACGUCAAAGAGCAGGAAGGCUUCAGUCCGAAUUGCCUAUUUACGGAAAAACUUUGAGCAAGAUCCCCAGGGGAAGGAGGUUCCUAUCGAAGGGAUGAUAGUACUACACUGUCGGCCACCAGAGGGAGUUCCUGCAGCUGAGGUGGAGUGGCUAAAGAAUGAGGAACCCAUUGAUGCUGAACAAGAUGAGAAUAUUGACACACGAGCAGAUCACAACCUGAUCAUCCGCCAAGCCCGCCUGUCUGAUUCUGGGAACUACACCUGUAUGGCAGCAAACAUUGUUGCCAAGAGAAGAAGCAUGUCAGCCACGGUUGUGGUGUACGUCAAUGGAGGCUGGUCUUCAUGGACAGAGUGGUCUAACUGCAACGUUCGCUGUGGCAGAGGGUGGCAAAAGAGGUCACGGACCUGCACAAACCCUGCUCCUCUCAAUGGAGGUGCUUUCUGCGAGGGCAUGUCCGUGCAGAAAAUUACCUGCACUUCCCUGUGUCCUGUGGAUGGUGGCUGGGAGCUAUGGAGUGAGUGGUCUGUUUGCAGCCCAGAAUGUGAGCACAUGAGGGUCCGUGAAUGCACUGCUCCUCCGCCAAGGAAUGGUGGGAAAUUCUGUGAAGGUCCAAGCCAAGAAUCGGAGAAUUGCACGGAAGGUCUUUGCAUUCAAGAUAAAAAGCCUCUUCAUGAAAUAAAACCCCAAAACAUUGAGAACGCAACCGACAUCGCCUUGUACUCUGGCCUUGGUGCUGCCGUCAUUGCAGUGGCUGUUAUUGUCGUUGGCGUGACACUCUACAGACGGAGCCAGAGUGAAUAUGGUGUGGAUGUGAUUGAUUCCUCUGCCCUGACAGGAGGCUUCCAGACAUUUAAUUUUAAAACUGUCCGCCAAGGUAACUCCUUGCUUUUGAACUCAUCCAUGCAGCCUGACCUGACCGUGAGUAGAACCUACAGUGGACCCAUUUGCCUUCAAGACCCCAUUGACAAGGAACUUAUGACGGAAUCAUCCCUCUUCAACCCUUUGUCUGACAUCAAGGUCAAAGUUCAGAGUUCAUUUAUGGUCUCCCUGGGUGUGACAGAGCGAUCGGAGUACCAUGGAAAAACUCAUUCAGGGACAUUUCCGCACGAUAGUAACAGAACCUUCAACACCAUCCAUGCAAAGAACAAAGCCGCGUAUAUCCAGAAUCUCUCAUCGCUUUCCAAAAGAAGUGAAAUGAGAGCCACAGGUGUAUUUGGCCAUCAGGGAGGACGUUUAGGAAUACCCAACACAGGUGUUAGCUUGCUGAUUCCACAUGGAGCUAUCCCUGAAGAAACAUCUUGGGAGAUUUACCUUGCCAUCAACCAAGAUGAGUCCAGCUUGCAACCAGAAGGCAGCGAAGUCCUCCUGGGUCCAGAAGUAACAUGUGGUCCUCCAGAAGUGACAGUCUCCACCCCAUUUGCCUUGACAAUACCACACUGUGCAGAAGUAAACUCUGAGCAUUGGAAUAUCCACUUGAAGAGGAGAAAGCAGCAGGGCAAAUGGGAGGAAGUGAUGUCAGUGGAAGAGGAGACAACUUCCUGUUACUGCUUAUUGGAUCCGUAUGCUUGUCACAUUCUCUUGGACUCUUUUGGAACUUAUGCUCUCAUUGGACAGCCGCUCUCUGACUGUUCCAUUAAAGAACUGAAAGUAGCAGUCUUUGGCUGUAUGUCUUGCAACUCACUGGAUUACAGUUUGAGAGUAUACUGCGUGGAUAAUACGCCAUGUGCAUUUCAGGAAGUGGUUUCAGAUGAAAGACACCAAGGUGGGCAGUUGCUGGAAGAACCAAAGCUGUUGCAUUUCAAAGGAAAUACCUUCAGUCUUCAGAUCUCUGUCCUUGAUAUCCCCCCUUUCCUCUGGAGAAUCAAACCAUUCACAGCAUGUCAGGAAGUUCCGUUCUCUCGCGUGUGGCGCAGCAACCAGCAGCCACUCCACUGUGCCUUCUCACUGGAACGCUACACACCUGCCACCACGCAGCUCUCAUGCAAAAUCUGUGUCAGACAAGUCAAGGGCCAUGAACAAAUCUUGCAGAUCCAGACAUCAAUUCUAGAGAAUGAACGAGAAACCAUCACUUUCUUUGCACACGAUGACAGCAACUUUCCUGCUCAGACGGGCCCACAAGCCUUCAAGAUACCAUACUCCAUUCGGCAAAGGAUAUGUGCAACGUUUGACACACCCAGUGCCAAAGGCAAAGACUGGCAAAUGUUAGCACAAAAAAACAGCAUCAACAGGAACUUGUCGUACUUUGCUACACAGCGCAGCCCAUCUGCUGUCAUUUUGGACUUGUGGGAAGCCAGGCAUCAGCAUGAUGGGGAUUUAGACUCUCUUGCCUGCGCCCUGGAAGAGAUAGGAAGGACACAGGCCAAAAGCUCUAACCUUACAGAAACUCAAAUUGAGGAGUCCAACUUCAGUUACAGCCGACAAAAUGGACUUUAGUCAUCACUUUCCUUUCGAGAACUGAGAGCUGGCUUGGACUUUGUACUUGAAGGAGGAAAUAGUGCAUUAUAGUUCACCCCCUAUAUUCCAUAGAAUGGUUCACUCCCUCGUGCCAUCGGCCCAGUUUCCAUUUGGAGGUACAGCCGCAAGUGGUAAAGCACAACGCUCUCUGUGCAAUUGUUGCUGUCGGGAAAAGAAAUAACAUUUCGGCCCCACCACUGAAGGUCAAAUUUGGGUAUUGGAAAUAAGGGUGAUUUUUUUAAUGACACAAAAUGUGUAGGAAGAAAUGCUGCUGCGACCAAGAGAGUAAGAGGUGGAAAAUAUCAAAUGUUUAACAAUACGUACACUUCUCAACCCUUGCUGUUUCUGUGUUUUGGAUUAUUUCGCUGGUUCUUCUCUGUUGCUUCGUGACUUACUGUUUAGUUGUAUCUAGGAUGAGGCACCCUGGAAUCUAGCCUAGGAUGUUGUCAUGCAGAGGGCAUAGCUCGCACAGGUACGUGAAAUCUUUCAGUGAGCAUCAAAAGGACAGGACUGAGGAAGCUGCCUUGAUUCAAUGCUGUGUGUUGACAGCGUGAUUCAGUCCCUCUUUGGAUAGUUCAGAAAGUGUUCAACUCUUUCUUCCUGAGGCAGUGUGCCUGACAAGCUGAAUAAAUACCUAUGUAAAGCAGCUUUGAAAAUGGAUGGAUGGAUGAAUGAAUUGCCCUACUGCCUUGAAAACAAGUUGUACCUUGGUUGCUUUGCUUUUUAAGGUGACAUUUGAGGUGAACAUUGAAACCCACAAACAUUUAGGCCUUCCCAAGCAGAAAUGUAUCUGACUGACAUCUAGAAUAUCAAAUGUGGCAUCUAGAACAUCAAAUGUGACAUCUGGAAUGAUGUCACAUUUGUAGUACAAGCAUAUCCAUGUUAGAGCAAGUUCACUUAGUUGCAUUGAAAAACCGGGAUUUGCACAAGAGUGCUAUAAUGAUUAAAGUGAUAUAGUGCUCUUGCACAAAAGUGCCCAUUAAAACAGUUACACAGUUGUGCAGCUGCUUCACAGCCACAAGCAUAUGUGCAGUAGCACAACAUUAGCUGCCACCACAGUUUCACAGUAGCCCAUGUCCUCCCACAAGCACUCCAUUGCUCUUAAUAUCAGCCUCUUUCAUCUUCAAAACAGAAAAUUGUGUACUAAUUGUCUUUGCCCCCUUUUCUAAAAUAGUUAUCCCCUUUGUUUGGCUUUGCUGAAUUUUUGUAUUCAUUGGCUGUAAACAAACCCCGCCCUCCCAAAGCCUUACAGUGAUGUCUCACAACAGAAGUCAGAGUACUGUAGAAAUUGCAAGUUGUUGUGCAUGCAGCAGUAAAGCAAACCAGAUAUUGCUCAGUAAUGCCUUAAUGAACUAUUAUGAGGAAAGGCCAGAGCAUUAUGGGAAAUGUGGAUUUCUGUUAAGACAAAGCAUACCAAGCCAUAUGGUUAUGCUAACAUCAAAAAUAGCUGCCUCUCAAAAGCUUUCACUGCAAAAGCAUGAUGGGAAUUGUACUUUGCAGCAAUUAUUGAAAGCACCCUAGAGCACCAAAUGAAAGAAAAUACCAUCAAAUAAUCACUGGUUCAUCAGCUCAGAAAACCAGAUGAGCAGCCUGACAAAUAAUAGCUACAUACAGAGCAAGAAUGCACCAGUGCAGCAAGAGAACAGACUUCGCAGAACUUCCCAGCUAACUGCAUUAGUCCAUCAUUUGAAUGCCCUCCCAUUCCAUAGGAAACCCUCUGUGCCACCCUAAAACAUGUCCCUGAGGUUUAUGCAGCCCUCAGGGACAUAUUCAGGUGGCACAGACGACUUCCUGGGAAGGGGGGCAUCAAAAUGCAGUCAGUCAGGAAGUUCUUGUUGCCUGCUCUCUUGGUGCACUGGUGCACCCUUGCUCUAUAUGUCAUCCCACGUUUUCCCCCAAUCCCACAUUAUUUAAUUGGACAUCUGCUGGCAAAAACCUGAAACAUGUCCAAUUUCUACCUAUCAAAUCAAAGAUUGUCCCGUCACCAGUUCAGCUUGUGGCAUGAAAGUGUCAGACCCUUUGGCAAGGUUGUGCUGUAUGCCACGCAGCUGUGGUCUCUUGCAAGCAACAAAUACUGUAUCAGCUGGGCACCAGCUGACAUAAAGUUAACCUUUGCUUCUGCAUUGAUACAUAAACAAAACAAAUGUGACCCCAUUUCCUGUCCCAUUUGUAUUUUUGCACAUAGGAUGUGGAGAAUCCAUAUGAGAAAAUUCACUGAUGUUUCUCCAUGGGAGGAACCCUGAAAUUCUCUCUUGAAUUUCAUUUUGAAGAAGCAUUAGUUCCAAUCCUAUGUACCUGAAUAUGACCAUUGGAUGUUCAACUGACUUCAGUAUUUAAAGUUAUCAUGUACUUCCCUUCAUUGGAGCUAGGGUCUUCAAAUUUAUGUAAGUGAAAAUGUAUGGCUUUCUGUACCUUUCAUAGAAGGAAGGCUUAGGGAAGCCACCUAGACCUUUCAGACUCUAGGACUGAAGUCCACAUGAAACACUUUUUAUUCUACUCUUGGAUAAGCAUGUCCUUUCCCACAUGAGAGACCUUGUUCCUGGACUCCUCCAUGCUUUUAAACAUGCUCAUUUUUUUUCCCCCAGAGGCAAGUGGGCAUUAUGGAAGUUGGUGUAUGAUCACGCCAACUUCCAUAUUGGAUGAUGCCUUUUAUAAAGGAUCCAAAGAGCAGAUUUGCCCAACAAUUACUGUGCUACCAGGGACAAAGUAUACACUUUCCAUCCAUUCUUUCCAGGAUACCUCAUGUUCCCUCUUACAUUCACCCCUGCUGGGUGGAACAGCAGUUCCUAGAAGUGCUAUGUCAAGGGCAGCAAUGAUCUGCCUUGUGCUUUCCCACCCUUGGUGAAGACCUGUCAGGAUAGAGGGAUGCAAUGAUGUGGGUGCAAUACCCGACUCAUGCUAUACCAAAUCAUACCACACAUUUUCAGUCAUUUGACACUGCCAUAAACUAUACCAACCAGCUGGAUGGGAGGGUAUCCCAAGCUCGUAAACUUAACCAUUCAUCAAAACUGUUCAUAAACUGUUUAUCAAUCUGAAGCCAUCAGCCUGGUUUCUGAUUUCAUAACUUAAUGGUCUAGCUCAAAAAAGCAACAACAUGAUGAAGAUAUGUAUAAAAAAGCCAGAACACUUAAAAAGAUUUUAGUAUAUAUUUAUAAAGUUAGCCCCAGUUUUCAGAGUUCUGUGAAUUCAGGAGGUAAACUUGGCCAAGAAUGAGAUACCGCAUUAGGAACAAAUUAGCCUUUCUCAGGUGUAUCUCUUUGUAGAUUCUUUACUGGCUUAAACUCUUCUAGAAAACAUCAAAAUGCUUAUUUCUUUUCUGUUGUUUAGAUGGGAAUGGUCAAAGUGAUUGUGUUCCAUAUGCUGGCUUCCAUCAUGAACAAUAAAUAUUUAGUUAAAGCA